AUGGCACUCAUUUUCUCACUUAUUUUGUUCAUCUCCGCCGCCCUCUCCUCCGCUGCCCCAGACGGUGGCUAUGGUUUCUCGGUCGAAAUGAUCCACCGUGACUUCCCCAAGUCCCCACUUUUCAACGCAUCAGAAACACACUACCACCGCAUCGCCGACGCUCUCCGUCGCUCCAUCAGCCGUGAGACGGUGUCGCUGACAGACACGGGGAAAGCACCAAUAUAUAGCAGCGGAGGCGCGUACAUUGUGAAAAUAUCCAUCGGAACGCCGCCGUUUCCAAUUGUAGCCGUUGCUGACACUGGAAGCAACAUCAUUUGGACUCAAUGCAAACCGUGCCGGAAUUGCUACAAUCAAACCGAGCCGAUGUUUGAUCCGAGUAAAUCGUCGACUUACAAGUUAGUCCCGUGUUCCUCGCCGAAUUGCUCGAUUUCAGGGCUGGAAAGUUCUUGUUCCUCGGAAUCCAUGUGCGAGUACUCCACUUCUUACUACGAUGGAACCCACAGCAAAGGGGAUAUUGCAGUUGAUACCGUUACGAUGGGCUCCACCUCCGGCCAACCCGUGGCGUUUCCACGGACUGUGAUUGGCUGUGGCCAUGACAAUGUUGCCGCUUUUGGUUCUAAAAUUUCUGGGAUUGUUGGGCUCGGUCAAGGUCCAGCUUCGCUCGUCCAGCAGAUGGGGCCCGCCACCGGCGGAAAAUUCUCCUACUGUUUGGUACCCGUCGGGAAGUCUAACAACUCGAGCUAUCUUAACUUUGGCUCUAAUGCUAUCGUCUUUGGCUCCGGAGCCGUCUCGACUCCAUUUUAUACUAGUGCAAUAAACUACUUCAAAGGUUUCUACGUGCUGAAAGUAGAAGCAAUGAGCGUAGGAAGCAACAAAUUUAAUUUUACAAGCACUUUAUUAUUGGAAUCAAACGGAAACAUCAUUAUCGACUCCGGCACGACGCUUACAUACAUACCAAUGGAAACCUACGCCAACUUCUCCAACGCAAUUUCCAAGCUGAUGGACCUCAAGCCCACGACUGGUCCAAUUCAAUUCUUGAAUUAUUGUUAUGAGACCACCACCGACGACUAUAAGGUGCCGCCUGUCACAGUGCACUUCGAAGGCGGCGACGUGAAUCUCAAGCGAGAAAACUUGUUUAUUAGGGUGGCUAACAACGUCGUUUGCUUGGCAUUUGUUGCUAGGAAUGACAUGUUUGUCUAUGGCAACAUUGCACAGACUAACUUCUUGGUUGGCUAUGAUACCAAGAAAUCGUCUGUCUCUUUCAAGCCAUCAAAUUGCGCUACCUUGUGA
Molecule: messenger RNA, 1290 nt
Organism: Cucurbita pepo subsp. pepo (vegetable marrow)
Lineage: Eukaryota; Viridiplantae; Streptophyta; Magnoliopsida; Cucurbitales; Cucurbitaceae
Source: RefSeq, a predicted model, not a curated record